Molecule: messenger RNA, 4282 nt
Organism: Pungitius pungitius (ninespine stickleback)
Lineage: Eukaryota; Metazoa; Chordata; Actinopteri; Perciformes; Gasterosteidae
Product: BTB/POZ domain-containing protein kctd15
Exons: 5
Coding region: 565-1359 (264 amino acids)
Biological process (GO): protein homooligomerization
Molecular function (GO): protein binding
Source: RefSeq, a predicted model, not a curated record
UAAGGGGAACGGGUACACUUCAGCAAGGGAGGAGGAAGAAGACGGGACCAAAUAGAUAAGUUAUUAUAGCUAUGGAGUCAUAAUUUUGGGGCAAAGGGGGUAGUGGUGGUAAGGGUUGGGGGUGUGUGGAUAAAUCACGUUUUUUCUCUUUUCUUUUUUUUUCUUGAGAAAAUUGCCUGGGCGAGAGAGAAGGAGGGAGUGAGUGAGAGAGAGAGAGAGAGAGAGAGAGAGAGAAAGAGAGAGUGGAGUUGAGCUAAUUGUAGCCUAAUCCCAUGGCCCAGAGGCGCUCGGGCACCCCGGAGCAGGAUUUUUCUCUUUUCGAGCUUCGCUCUGUUAUUUAGAGACGGAUUAUUGGCUUUAUUCUUCUCAUAACAAACCACAGGGGCAGUUGCGUUUAGGCAAAAAAAAAAGAAAAAAGAAGAAGAAGAGAAUACGCUGAAAUACGAAGCAGGAUUCCAAACAAGAGCGCACAUCUUCUUCUUUUCUCCCCCCCCCUCCUCCUCUCUCCCCUAUCUCACGCGUAUCCAAAUAAGAGCGGCGCAGAGGAAGGAGACCAGCUCAUCCAUGUACAAGGAGGGAAGAAGCAUGUCACGGCUGUCUCUGACCCGGUCCCCGGUCUCUCCUCUGGCCUCCCAGGGGAUCCCCCUGCCGGCUCAGCUGACCAAGUCCAACGCCCCGGUGCACAUCGACGUCGGGGGACACAUGUACACCAGCAGCCUGGCGACCCUCACCAAGUACCCGGACUCCAGAAUCAGUCGCCUGUUCAACGGCACCGAGCCCAUCGUGCUGGACAGCUUGAAGCAGCACUACUUCAUAGACCGGGACGGAGAGAUAUUCCGCUACAUCCUCAGCUUCCUCAGGACCAGCAAGCUGCUGCUCCCAGACGACUUCAAGGACUUCCACCUGCUGUACGAGGAGGCGCGCUACUACCAGCUGACGCCCAUGAUCAAGGAGCUGGAGCGCUGGAAGCAGGAUCGCGAGCAGCGGCGAAUGGGGCAGCCCUGCGACUGCCUGGUGGUCCGCGUCACGCCCGACCUGGGCGAGAGGAUCGCCCUGAGCGGCGAGAAGGUCCUCAUCGAGGAGAUCUUCCCGGAGACGGGAGACGUCAUGUGCAACUCGGUCAACGCCGGCUGGAACCAGGACCCGACGCACGUCAUCCGCUUCCCCCUCAACGGCUACUGCCGGCUCAACUCUGUCCAGGUCCUGGAGCGCCUUUUCCAGAAAGGCUUCAGCGUGGCGGCGUCUUGCGGAGGCGGCGUGGACUCAUCCCAGUUCAGCGAGUACGUGUUGUGUCGCGAGGACCGACGGAGUCUCUGCCUCAACACGCCCAUCAGGAUAAAACAGGAACCGCUGGACUAAGGCAUCCUGGGAGAGGGACUGACAACCCUACCAACACUCCUUCCAUCUCCCCCCACCGCCCCAUCCCAACUACCCCAUCGCAACCAGCCCCAACGUACCGAAGUAUUAGCGGAGGCGUGUUAACCUCGCCGCCUCUGCGGAACUCUUAAGGGGAAUGUAGUACCAAACCAAGGAGGAAAAGAAAAAGGUUUUAAUUAUGUGAAAUGACGCCAGAAGAAUCUGGGACUGUGAUGAAAACAGCAACGACGACUCGACUCACGCAGCUCACUUGAACCAUUUUAGCACCGUCAUUGAUUUAUUUUUUCUUAAUUCUGAUGAGAAAGUGGUCCUCAACCCUUUUUGGAGUGACCUCCUCCCAACACCCUGAAACACACACACCACCCUUCAUCCCCUCUGUCUGUGGUGUAUCAUCCGGUGUCGGUAUGAGGCCCAUGUCUGGUCUGCUGAGGGACAAGAAAGUAUCGGCAGACAGGACACUGUUAAGGAUGAUGACAUGAGGAGGACAUGAUCUCACCUUGCCCCCCAAAAAGGGCCCAUAUCGACUCUCAACCCCCCCACACUCUCCACACAGGCCUGGCGACUGGGCGCCUCGCCGAAAGACAUCAUCGUUCGCCAAACUGAUUGUUUAUUACAAUUUUCAUUGUUGUUUCUAAAGUAUGUACUUCUUGAUCUUUUUGCUGUUCUUCUCAUGACACGGUGUAUACAAUUAUUAUUAAUAGGAUUCAUUUUAAUGUCUCUUUUCCUCUCUCCAAUAUGAAGGAUGUAUGGACGUUGUAUUCAUUAGGCUUUGAGAGCUUGCGAAGAGAGCGUUUUCCUGGCAGGAGCUUCAGAAACUCGGAUGCCCGCAGGCUAUGUGGCUAAAGCGAUCUGGUUUGAAGUCAGAAAAAAGUCCCAUUGUUAAAACGGGGAUGGAAGAAAAAAAGAAUAAGAAAUGAUAGUCAAAUGUCUAGCACACAUACAAAAAAGUGCUCUAGAAUUGCUGCCAAUUAGCUGAAGAACAUAUCCCGGGUCUCUGAUCCGGUGGGCAAGAACCUUUCCUUGUAUUUAGCAGAAGCUUCAGGAAAUCCAGGUAGAAGUUGCACAGGCUCUAAGUGUAUUGUGACUUUGUCGAGUUAGAAUGUUAAAGGCUUAAUGACCAACGUGGAGGUUUACCAGUAUGUGAAUGGCGAAUGGACGUACUCUAAAUGCUCAAACCUUUCUUUGCACUUAAAUCGUUUCUUACGGCGCUGGUCUGCCCCGUUACGGCCCGACACUUGUUCUUACCCUGUCAAGCAGUUUUAUUGUCCCGUGUUUCACUAAAACGCUGAAAACAAACAGAAGUUGUGUCGAUUUUGUCUAUAGUUCGGACGUAAAGUCGCCAUCUAUUUAAACAGUUUAUAGCUAAGAAAAAAACGACACGAUGCAGGAAAAAACAAACUGAAUGAAGAGCAGCACCAUCCGUUCCUUCCUCCAGUAGCUCACAGUACCUUCAGAUUAAGUUUGAGAAACUAAGUCUCGGCCUGUUUUAAUACUGUCACAUCUAAGCCAAGAUUACUCUGACGGUUCAUCUGAUGCACGUAUGGCUGAACGCGGUGUGAACCGUACUCCCGGCUCCUUCACAAAGAGGCGAGUGGGCGGCAUUUACUCGCUCCCGCUCUCUGGGCCUCGUUCUCAAACAUUUCUGCAUCAAAGACAGAAAUACAAGAAAGGCCAAGUCUUCAAUGCUUUGUAUUUGUAUUGUAACUUACAGAUGCUGUUUCUUCCAUUGUGAAAGACUGAUAAAAAAGGAGAAAAAAAGAAUAGAGAAGUCCAUUCUGAUCGUGGUGAGCGCUGGCGUCUGUUUGAGUUAAACUGAGUUAAAGAAAAGUCGUAGCUCCUCCGACCACGCUGCCGCAAUAUCUGAUGAAACAGGCCCGAUGAGCGGGUAAAGAUGAGCUCGGUGCGAGUGUAGCUCGCAGCCCGGAGCCCACCCCCCCCAAGGGGGUCUCGCUCACAAUCAGGCCCAUCUUUGUUCUGACCUGCGCCUUUGCCUCCAGUCGCCUCAAAGGGAAUGGUCAACCAGGCCUUUUCAUGUCGGGCAGCGCUCCUCGCCCCCUCUCCCUCCCUUCUCCCUCCCUGAGGGCUUGCAUCUCAGCGGCGCUGUGUACCCCUCCCCGUGGCCACCCCGCUGUGUCAUCCCCAUCCCCUGCUUUUUUUUUUUUCUCCAAAAAAAACGAACCGUGGCCCCGCCGGACGCGAACACGGCUUCAGACCCAGUGCGCCCAGAAGCUACUGGACAGACGAGGCGUGGGACCCCUACCUCAAACACAAGCCGGGUCUGAGAGGAAGGAAGAAAGGCGUAGUUUCUCCCCAGUGUGGCAUUUAGGAAACACAGUGGACUCUAAUCGCACAUUCGGAUAAAAACCACGAGCGGUUGUUGUUCCCACCUGAGCGUAAAGCGAGGAGAGGGAACCUGAAGCCCCACUUCUCCACCUGCUGUUUUAGUCGAGUACUAAAGGUCAACAAACUCUACCGGAUUGGGAACUUCAUAGGCAUGCCCCCCCCCCCCCCCCCCAUCCAGAUGAAGUGCUGCUCAGCGUUUCAGCCAGCUCACACAGAAAUCACGCCACCUCCGAGGCGGGUCAGCUGUACAGUUAUUGUAUAUUGAACUACAAGGACUCGGGGGUUCUACUGGACCCUCGGGUUUUAAAGAGACCUCUCAGUCCGCCUGGCGUAAAAGAAAACAAGAAAAUGCAAAGAAUACAAAGCGUCGCAUUGUGUACAUAUGGAUUCAAACGUUUCAAAUGGGUAUAAUAAGGUGCAAAUGUAUAUUAUUUAAAGUGUUUGAAAACAAUUAGACUGUGGUAUUAAAAGGGCAUGUGUUCAUUUGCAGUGUCUCCAUUUGACUUUUCUUGCAUAUUUGCGAUAAUAAAAGGAUGUACUGAUGUAUGCCUGCCUGACGUGU